AUGUGGAGUCGCGAAUGCUACGACGUAGGAGAGCUUGCGAUGCGAUGGAAUAGGACUGUUGGAUGUGUUAGAGGGAUGGAUCUCCUGCUUCUAGAUUACCGAAGGAAAGGAACAUGUCUAAAUCAGACUAAUCUGGUGAGUUCUUUUCUUAUGGUUGUCAAAUCUCUGAAGGUGGUUUGGAUCGCCGAGGAUAUGGAAAAGACAAAACAGUUUCCUCUAAGACUUUUAGGAGUACUUGGUGCAUUUAAUGUUUCUUUGUUUUUGGCACGCUGUCUCCUUAAGUCGUCAACACGUCACCUCAUAUACGUGGAGUCCGGGGUCAUCCUGAUUGUCUCGGCCUCUUUUGGGGAUCAGCGUAAGAAGAAGCGCGUCGUGAUUAUUGUUGUUCCCCUCGGCAAAGAUCGGGUAAAGGGAAAAAAUGAGAAAAGUGUCUCUAGAAGAGACUAUGAUUUCAUUGGUCAACUUCCUCCUUCUGGUCGUCUUAAAUUGGCAAAGGAGAAAACUAACGGUGUUAUGAGGAUGACGAAGAAGACGAGUCUUGAGGAGGAUCGUCUGAUACUACAAGGUUGUGUAGAGAAUGGGUCCAUGUUGUUUGAAGAAAGGUGUCUUUAUGGAUCUUCAAUCGAAUUAGCUGAGCAGGUGGAGAGCCUUGAGGAUCAACUUAUGAAGAUGGAAGAUGAUGUUUUCCAGGGUGAAGUGGAAGUGGAAACUAUGUCCCUCGAUAUCCGCGAUGUUGUGGAAGAGCUGACCAGAUGA
Vicia faba (fava bean) is the source of this 756-nucleotide messenger RNA. The record is from the annotation of a GenBank genome assembly. NCBI's taxonomy places the organism in Eukaryota, Viridiplantae, Streptophyta, Magnoliopsida, Fabales, Fabaceae.